GCCCAGCCUGGCACCGGCGGGAUCCAGCGGCAGGGGCGGGAGCCUUCCCCGGGCUCGCCUCCCUCGCCUCGCCGAGACCCGCGUCCCCCAAGCGCGUCGGGAGGAGGCGAUCCCGGGCCGGGGAAGUGCCGGGGAGCUGGGGGGCUCGGGGCGAAGCAGGCAGCCGAGGAGAAGGAGCCUGGGAGCCAGCCCCGAGGGGACGGACACAGAAGCUCAGCCGGGGAGCGAUGCCUUCAGCUCGGAGCCGGGCCGUCUCCGCGCCCGGGGUGCUGCUCCUGGCUCUGAUGCUGCACUGCAACUUCGGGCGCUGCGGAGCAGGAAUUGAGUACGGGGAUGUGCUUCCAGAUUCCUUCCCGUCAGCCCCUGCAGAGACCCUCCCCCAUUUCCUACUGGAGCCACAAGAUGCGUAUAUUGUAAAGAACAAACCUGUGGAGCUGAUCUGCAGAGCCAACCCAGCCACUCAGAUUUACUUCAAGUGCAAUGGCGAGUGGGUCAAUCAGAAUGACCAUCUCACUAAGGAGAGCCUGGAUGAGGUGACUGGGAUGCUGGUGCGUGAGGUCCAGAUCGAGGUAUCGCGGCAGCAGGUGGAGGAGCUCUUUGGUUUAGAAGAUUACUGGUGUCAGUGUGUGGCAUGGAGCUCUGCUGGGACCACGAAAAGCCGAAGGGCCUACGUCCGGAUAGCAUACCUGAGGAAGAACUUUGACCAGGAGCCUCUAGGGAAAGAGGUUCCACUGGAACAUGAGGUGUUACUGCAGUGCCGCCCCCCGGAGGGGGUGCCAACAGCAGAGGUGGAGUGGCUGAGGAAUGAGGAUGUUAUUGACACCACCCGAGACACCAACUUCCUGAUAACCAUAGAUCAUAACCUCAUAAUCAAGCAGGCCAGGCUUUCAGACACCGCCAACUAUACCUGUGUGGCCAAGAACAUUGUGGCCAAGCGCCGGAGCACCACAGCUACUGUCAUCGUCUAUGUGAAUGGUGGCUGGUCCACCUGGUCAGAAUGGUCUCAAUGCAACAACCGCUGUGGCCGUGGCUGGCAGAAGCGCACCCGGACCUGCACCAACCCAGCACCUCUCAAUGGUGGUUCCUUCUGUGAGGGGCAGCCCUUCCAGAAAAUCGCCUGUACCACGAUGUGCCCAGUAGAUGGAGCCUGGACAGAGUGGAGCAAGUGGUCAGCUUGCAGCACGGAGUGCACCCACUGGAGGAGCCGGGAAUGCACUGCCCCAUCCCCGAAAAAUGGAGGCAAGGACUGCAGCGGAGUGUUGCUGGACUCCAAAAACUGCACCGAUGGACUGUGCAUGCAAAAUAAAAGAGUUCUAACCGAACCCAAAAGUCACUUGUUGGAAACCACGGGGGAUGUGGCCCUGUAUGCCGGCCUGGUUGUGGCCAUCUUUGUUUUCGUCGUCAUCCUGAUGGCCAUCGGAGUGGUUGUGUACCGGCGCAGCUGCCGGGAUUUCGACACUGACAUCACAGACUCCUCAGCUGCUCUGACUGGAGGCUUUCACCCAGUCAACUUCAAGACCUCCAGGCACGACAAUCCCCAGUUGUUGCACCCUUCCAUGCAGCCUGACCUAACAGCCAAUGCCGGUAUAUAUCGUGGCCCGAUGUACGCCCUGCAGGACUCCUCUGACAAGAUCCCAAUGACCAACUCCCCCCUGCUUGACCCACUCCCAAACCUAAAGAUCAAAGUGUACAACUCCUCCACAGCAUCCUCCUCCCCCAGGCUGAAUGACGGGGCAGACCUGCUUGGGGCAGUGCCCACGGGCACCUACCCAGGGGACAUUGCCAGGGACAAUCACUUUAUGAACAUAAGGAACAAGGCCAUGGGCUCUCAGCAUCUCCUCGCCCUGCCCCGGGAGCAUGGGAACAGUGCCACUGGCACAUUUGGCUGCUUGGGAGGAAGGCUCACUAUCCCGGAUACAGGAGUGAGUCUGCUGGUGCCUCAUGGAGCAAUCCCACAGGGAAAGUUCUAUGAAAUGUACCUGAUCAUCAACAAGGCAGAAAACACACUCUUACCUUCAGAAGGCACGCAGACAGUAUUGAGUCCCAUGGUGACUUGCGGACCCACUGGGUUGCUCUUGUGUCGUCCAGUCAUUCUCACCAUCCCCCACUGUGCGGACAUCAACUCCUCAGACUGGAUUUUCCAGCUGAAAACACAGUCCCACCAAGGAAACUGGGAGGAAGUUGUGACCCUGGAUGAGGAGACCCUGAACACUCCCUGCUACUGCCAGCUUGAGCCUAAGUCUUGCCAUGUUUUACUAGACCAGCUUGGCACCUAUGUUUUUGUGGGAGAGUCCUACUCCAGGUCAGCCAUCAAGAGACUCCAGCUGGCUAUCUUUGCACCUACCCUCUGCACCUCAUUAGAAUACAGCCUCAAAGUGUACUGCCUGGAGGACACACCAGACGCACUGAAGGAAGUGCUCGAACUGGAAAAGACUCUGGGUGGCUACCUGAUAGAGGAACCCAAGCCACUACUCUUUAAAGACAGUUAUCACAACCUACGCCUCUCCAUCCAUGAUAUCCCCCACUCGCUGUGGAAGAGCAAGCUGCUGGCUAAAUACCAGGAAAUCCCCUUUUAUCACAUCUGGAGUGGCAGCCAGAGGGCUCUGCACUGCACCUUCACCCUGGAGAGAUACAGCCUGGCUUCCACAGAGCUCACCUGCAAGAUCUGCGUCCGGCAGGUGGAAGGGGAAGGGCAGAUAUUCCAGCUGCACGCUACACUCGGAGAGAAUGCCAGCUCCUUUGAUGCCUUCUGCUUGUACCAUGGCAGUGCUGUGACUACCCAGCUGGGACCCUAUGCCUUCAAGAUCCCGCUAUCCAUCCGGCAGAAAAUCUGCAACAGCCUUGAUGCCCCCAAUUCAAGAGGAAAUGACUGGAGACUUCUUGCUCAGAAACUUUCCAUGGAUCGGUAUCUGAACUACUUUGCCACCAAAGCCAGCCCAACAGGGGUGAUCCUGGACUUAUGGGAAGCCCAGCACCAAGACGAUGGUGAUCUCAAUACCCUGGCUAGUGCCUUGGAAGAGAUGGGCAAGAGCGAGAUGCUGGUUGUCAUGGCAACAGAGGGGGACUGCUGAUGUUACUUUCAAGUAGCUGGUAGUCUUCAGGCAAUGGAUGAGAGAGACAGAGUGGAGGGGGGAGAGAAGGAGGAGGAAGAAAAUAGGGAACAGCCUUUCCUGAACUGAUGGGGAAGAGUUGUGGGAACGGGGCCAAUUUCUACUUUGUGUCUGGUGGGUUGCUGAUCUGUAGCUAACAAUGAGGGGUAAAGGCAAACUCCUUCUCCCACUCCUCCCUCACCAAGUCACUAUCCGCCUUAGAGAUCCAACCACACCGUUUACAAGCAAUCCAAGUGUUAAACAGGCUCUCCUCCUCCUGGCCAUCCUCCGGAGUGCAGCGCAAGAGCAGUGCAUCUUUGGUGACUAUGAUGACAGCCAUUGGUGGAAGUGGGCAGCUGUUUCCGCCAUAGCAUGCAGGAAUAUAGGGCUUCUAGAGUCUGGGUUGAGGUUUAUUUUUGUUUCAUUUUGGGGGGGGGGUUUCUUCUCCCCCCCACCUUAAUUGUUCUUCUUUAAUGGCAUUUAUGCUUAGAAGACUUGAGUACAAUCUAGCCAAACUGCUUACUUCUGUCAAAUGCUUCAGACAGCUUAUUGAGGGGAAAAAAAGGAAAAAAACCAGUUUCUUAGGAAACGCAAAUAAUUUAUUAUCCAGAUCUUUGGAUGAGUCCUUUUUAAAAAAACAAAAACAUUAAGUCUUUUGUGUAUGAGCAAGAGCAUCAGUCUGCUUUGCGUGAGAAUGAGAGAGAGAGAGAGAGA
Mauremys mutica (yellowpond turtle) is the source of this 3803-nucleotide messenger RNA. RefSeq names its product unc-5 netrin receptor B (gene UNC5B). The transcript has 17 exons. Bases 228 to 3071 code for a protein of 947 amino acids. Gene Ontology annotation, molecular function: protein binding; netrin receptor activity. Lineage: Eukaryota; Metazoa; Chordata; Testudines; Geoemydidae. The record is from RefSeq and is a predicted model, not a curated record. Gene Ontology annotation, biological process: netrin-activated signaling pathway; anterior/posterior axon guidance. Gene Ontology annotation, cellular component: membrane.